Anarrhichthys ocellatus (wolf-eel) is the source of this 1787-nucleotide messenger RNA. It is a transcript of the gene cnnm3, whose product is annotated as cyclin and CBS domain divalent metal cation transport mediator 3. The transcript has 7 exons. NCBI's taxonomy places the organism in Eukaryota, Metazoa, Chordata, Actinopteri, Perciformes, Anarhichadidae. The record is from RefSeq and is a predicted model, not a curated record. Gene Ontology annotation, molecular function: transmembrane transporter activity. Gene Ontology annotation, biological process: magnesium ion homeostasis; transport. Bases 22 to 1749 code for a protein of 575 amino acids. Gene Ontology annotation, cellular component: plasma membrane.
GCCAGGCCGACCAAUUCCAAUAUGGUGGCCAGCUUGGCAGGUCUACGGUUGCUGUUGAUGAUAUUGUUGUUCUGCGGGAUCAGGUACGGCGACUGCGGCCGGGAAGCCCCGCCGGUCCUGGGGCUGCGACUGGAAGCUCCGACCGGUCUGGUGUGUAUGAAGGAUCGGAUCAUCUCGGCGCCAGAGGGAGCCACGUUCGAGCUCCGUCUCUUCGGCACCGAGCUGAAUGGAAGCUGGCCGUCGGUGGCAUUCGCGGGGGCAUCCGGCGGAGCGGCCGGGGCGGCUGUCGGGGACGCGCCCGACCCGUGCGUGCGUGAGCACAACCGUCAGCGGUCCUGUUUCCAGGUGACGCGCGGAUUCACACCGGAUGAGACGUACAGCGGGCUGAUAACGGUGGAGGUCCGGCGGAGCGUCUCUGCUGGAGAGAACGCAGCUAGCGGCGAGCAGCAGACGUACCACCACCUGUGCGUGCUGAGCGGGGGGAAAUGGGCAUCCGCGGGGAUCCCGGACCGGCUGCGGAUCAACACCGACACGGGUCUGCCGGCGGACUACAUUCCACCGUGGGCUCUGGCCGUGCUGGUCGUGGUGCUGCUGCCGGUCUGCGCACUGCUGAGGACCGUGAACCUGAGCCUGCUGUGGCUGGACCCCGUGGAGCUCUAUGUCCUCCACAGCUGCGGGUCCGAGGAGGAGAAGCGGGCCGCCAAGCGCCUGGAGCCCAUCCGGAGGAGGGGCAACUUCCUGACGUGCUCUCUGCUGUUCCUGACCGCCGUGGGACACUCGGCCCUCGGCGUCCUCCUCUACCGUGCGCUGGGCACCAUCGUCUCCGCCGUCUUCACCAGCGGCUUCCUCGUCUUCUUCGUGGCCGAGCUGGCUCCUCACGUCCUGUGCUCCGGGUACGGCUUCCAGCUGGCGCCGGGACUCACCUGGCUGGCCCAGGUGUGUCUGGUGCUCACCUGCCCGCUGUCCUGCCCUCUGGGGCUUUUCCUGGACCUGGCGCUGAGGAGGGACAUCAGCACCUGUGGUAUAAGGGAGCGGGCCAUGGAGAUGAUCCGCACGAGCGUCAACGACCCGUACAGUGAGUUUGUGAAGGAGGAGUUCAGCCGCGGGAUGCUGCGCAGUAAGACGGUGGAGGACAUCCUGACCCCCCUGAAGGACUGUUUCAUGCUGCCCAGCUCCGUGGUCCUGGACUUCUCCACCAUGUCUGAGAUCAUGCAGAGCGGAUACACCCGGGUGCCCAUCUAUGAGGAGGAGAGGUCCAACAUCGUGGAAAUCCUGUAUGUGAAGGACUUGGCUCUGGUGGACCCGGACGACUCCACCCCCAUGACGACCAUCACCAAGUUCUACAACCACCCACUGCACUACGUGUUCAACGACACCAAGCUGGACGCCAUGCUGGAGGAGUUCAAGAAAGGUAACUCUCACAUGGCCAUCGUCCAGAAGGUGAACAACGAGGGGGAGGGGGAUCCGUUCUACGAGGUGCUGGGAUUGGUCACCUUAGAGGACGUCAUCGAGGAGAUUAUCAAGUCAGAGAUCCUGGAUGAGUCUGAUGGCUACCUGGACAGGAAGGUGAAGCGUCCUCUCGCUCCGCUGGAGAUUCCUCUGGAGCCUCGCAGCGUCCACGAGGAGUUUUCUAUCUUCAAGCCCCCUGAAGGAGAACCCAAGAUCAGGACGUCACCACAGCUCCUCCUGGCUACACAUCGCUUCCUGUCCAGAGGUGAGGUUUUACCUGCACACCUGUAUGUUCACUAAGCUGCAUUCUCUCUAGUGUCCACCAGGGGGCGACUCCU